AUGUCGGUUGAACUGAUGUGGGCUUGGACGCUCCUGGCCUUUGUGGUGCAUGACCUCGGAUGGAUCCUGUGGCAUCCGUUGCUUGCUCUUUCCGCAUGCUGUGCUGGAUGUUUUGUGUUGGCGCUUAUCACACAGAGGCAGGCCGCCAACGGAUGUGAUUUUGAUUUAGCGGUCACUGUUUCAGCGUUGUUGUGGUUCGUGGGAAAUUUGCUUUGGAAUUUUAUUGAGUUUGUAUUAGAGGAGGACGAGCCAGCUGGAUUUUUAGCAGGAGUCGGUUUCGUUCGUGAUAUAGGUGACGAAGAGUUCGAGACAUUCAUGUUGACUGCUGUGGCCAUGAUGUUGAUUUCGUUGUUUUGGUUCAUACUGUAUGUUUUCGUGAAUAAUGCUUUAGUAUUCGGACGGUGUGCAGACGAUCCCGAACACUUGAGCGCACAUGUCGGGAGCGCUCCACUGCGGCCGCCCGUAACAUUGGUAUUAUGCCAGGUGCCUUUUCUUGUCUACAUGGAGCUGUCUUUCAUCCCCUGGAUAAUUAUGGACACGUCGUGGUGUCUCGCCAAUGCGGCUGGCCCGACAAGCCUGAGAGUCACGACGCUGCUGCUGACCGUUGGCAUGCUCGGGGGCGCCCUCGCCGUUGCGCUCGAGGUGGACUGCGCACGCCGGAUGUUUGCCAGGGGCAGGAACUACGCCGCCUCAAUGUACGUUGCGGAGAUGUUGUGGGUGCUCGGCAACAUGGUGUGGAUGUCUGAGGAUCUAAUUCAGGACGCCUCUCGCGGCGCUGGCACUGAGGCAAAGAUGACCCAAGAGGCCUCCCAAGGAGGCCCCAAGAGGCAAACAUCACAGCUGUUUCACUGCUUUUGA
Molecule: messenger RNA, 858 nt
Organism: Prorocentrum cordatum
Lineage: Eukaryota; Dinophyceae; Prorocentrales; Prorocentraceae
Source: the annotation of a GenBank genome assembly